This is a messenger RNA of Terrapene triunguis (Three-toed box turtle), 14511 nucleotides long. Its product is annotated as hydrocephalus-inducing protein homolog. Gene Ontology annotation, cellular component: axoneme. The transcript is spliced from 83 exons. Gene Ontology annotation, biological process: cilium movement; axonemal central apparatus assembly. The record is from RefSeq and is a predicted model, not a curated record. NCBI's taxonomy places the organism in Eukaryota, Metazoa, Chordata, Testudines, Emydidae.
AUGCCAUCCAGCAAGGUUCAUCAAUCCUUAGGGCCCUCCAAGAUGCCUGAAGGAUUCCAGAGCAAAGUUGUGGCCCCUCGUAAUCCUAAACUUGUCAGAGAGGAAGAAAAGGCUGUUACUCUGACUCCAUCUGCCUUCCUAAAGGAGAUGUCUCUUACUACGGAGCAGAAGCUGGCUAGUACUCAUGAGAUGCGGCCACCUCGGAUUAUUGAGCUUUUAGACAUGAGUGAAACCUCCCAUCAAAAGUUCUCUUCAGUUGACCUGGAGCAGAGCUUGUUUCAGCCCUACCCAUCAGAGGUGGUAUUUCAGAACUAUGCCCCUUGUGAGAUCUAUGAAGUCCCGCUGAUUCUAAGGAACAAUGACAAGAUUCCCCGGUUGGUGAAAGUCAUCCUGGAGAGUUCUCCUUACUUCAGAGUUAUCAGUCCCAAUGAUGUGGGUCACAAAGUAGCACCGGGCAUGGCGUCUACCUUCCGCAUCCUCUUCACUCCUGAGGAGAACAAGGAUUACAUCCACCAGGUAACCUGCAUCACGGAAAGAGAAAAGUUUAUUGUGCCUAUCCGAGCUAUAGGGGCUCGGGCAAUACUGGACUUCCCUGACCAACUGAACUUCUCCACCUGCCCCGUCAAGUACAGCACUCAGAAAACUCUGCUGGUUCGCAACAUUGGCAAUAGAGAGGCCCACUACAGAACCAGCCUUCAGAGCCCUUUCUCUGUAGAGCCCUGCAUUGGGACACUGGGUGUAGGGGAGACCAUGCAGCUAACGGUAGAGUUCCAGCCGCUGGAGAUAGGUGAUCACUCCAAGGACCUGAUUGUUCAUUAUGACACCGGUGAGGAUAUCCACAUAAGUUUGUAUGGAGCGGCCACAGACCUCAAUGUCAGACUGGACAAGAACUCCUUGACGAUUGAGAAGACAUACGUUACUUUAGCAAACCAAAGAUCGGUGCUUAUACACAACCGAAGCGACAUCAUUGCACACUUCCAGUGGAAGGUCUUUGUUACUCAAGAAGAGGAGGAACGACAGAAACUAAGGCUCUGUUACCAACUGCAGACCCAGGAAGAGGAUGGGACUGAUACAUUUCUGGAGGAAUGCAAUGCAGACCCUAUGUUCCGAGAGCGCCUUUCCAUUCUCUCCCGCACCUUCCAGAACCACAGGGCAAUGAUGCAAGGAGACUCCAUGUUCUUCUCUGAUAAUAUCUUCGCUAUUGAGCCAGUGGAAGGAGAUGUUUGGCCAAAUUCCACAGCUGAAAUUAAUGUGAUCUUUAAGCCCCGAGAAGCCAAAGUCUAUCACAGAACCAUCUACUGUGACAUCUCAGGCCGUGAGACCCGGCUCCCCCUGCGCAUCAAAGGGGAAGGGAUGGGUCCCAAGCUGCUCUUCAGCUUCGACCAGCUAGAUAUUGGAAAGGUCUUUGUUGGGUCAACACACAGUUAUGAGGCAAUCCUGUGUAACAAAGGAGCCAUUGAUGCCCUCUUUAACUUGAUUCCUCCAUCUACUGCACUGGGCGCCUGUUUUACCCUUGACCCCAAAGAGGGCAUCAUUCUGCCAGGUGGACUUCAAGCCAUCCAGAUCUCCUUCAGUUCCACCAUCCUGGGGGAGUUCACAGAGGAGUUUAAAUUCAGUGUGAAUGGAGCCCCCGAGCCUGUGAACUUAACUAUUAGGGGCUGUGUCAUUGGACCAACGUUUCAUUUCAACGUACCAUCCCUAAAUUUUGGCGAUGUCUCCUUUGGGUUUCCUCAGUCCUUAUCAUGUUGCCUCAGUAACACGUCUUUGAUCCCCAUGACAUUCAACCUUCGCAUCCCUGGGGAUGGCCCUGGCGAUCCAAGUAUUACUAGUUCUGUUCAGACCUUGGACAUCACAAGAACAUCCUGGAGAAAGGGAGCCCAGGGAAGUGUCAAGCCAAAAGAAUUUACCAUAACACCCAGAAGUGGUACCAUUCGCUCUCAUGAGCUCCUGGAUAUCCAGGUGACCUUAUGUUCCAACACUGUGAAGAAAUAUGAAAUGGCAUUGGUGGUGGAUGUGGAUGGUAUCGGAGAGGAAGUGCUGGCACUCCUAAUCACAGCGAGAUGUGUUGUUCCUCCACUGCGUGUGGUUAACCCUGUGGUGAAGUUUGGACGGUGUUUCCUGAAGUUCCCUUACCAGCAGAUGGUGAUGCUUGUGAACGACGCUGAGCUUCCAGGGUGCUACGGGGUUCUCCCUCAGGUUUGUCUGUGUUCUCUUUCAUUGCCUUGUGGCAUUAUUCAACCUCACAACACUGUGGAGAUCCCCUUAGCACUGGAAACCCAAGUGACUGGACAGCAGGACACUGUGGCUUCCAUAGCCAUGUUUGGGAGUGAAGACCCCCGCCUGAAGAUUCAUUUAGUGAGCAUUGGUGAAGGCCCAGUUGUCUACGUGGAUCCUGCUCAGAUAGAUUUCGGCAAUAUCCAGGUUCUAAAGGAUGCUUCCUGUACACUCCACCUCUCCAAUCAGACCGUUAUUCCUGCACCAUUUUGGGCACAGAUGGCUCGCAGUCACUCGUUGUGGAGGAUUGAGCCCAGUGAAGGUGUAGUUCCCCCGGAGGCUGAGGUAUCGCUGACUCUGAUUGCUAACUUGGAUGACAUGGUGAAAUUCCAAGACAAGGUGAACUUGUUCAUACAAAACAGCAAUACCUAUGUGAUCCCAGUCCAGGCUGUUGGCAUUGGUACCACGAUUGUCACGGACAAACCCUUUGCUCCAGCACUCAACUUGGGACCCCAUUUCAGUCUGGAUCCCUGCUGCUAUUGCUUCAAGAUAACCAAUCGUGGACGACGAACCCAUCAGCUCUACUGGAUGACGGAAGGUUUCCCUCCAUUUCGCCAGCGUAACCAUUUCCCUGCUAUCGGUAACGCCAAGGGCAAGAACUUCCCCCAGAGACCAGAGACCUCCUCUCCGGUGUUUAAGCUUCGACCAUUAAGGAUGGAGCUGAUCCCAGGCAAGACCAUGGAUGUGAUGCUGGAAGGCUCCUCUGACACCCCUAAGGUAGUGAAGGAACGAUUGAUUUGCCAUGCCAUUAUAGGGAAGCAGUCUGGGAAGGAACGGAUAAUGCAAGUGGACGUCACAUGUGAAUUCAUCGCACCCAUUCUGCACCUCUCCUCCAAAGAGAUCACUUUCCGAGUGGAGAAGCACCCCAGUGAUGUCCUGACUUCGCAGUAUGAACCUCUGAUCUUAAAGAACAUCUCCUCCCUGCCACUCAGCGUUCUCCUGUCCCUACAAGCCCCCUUCUUCCUCUGUGAUACAGACCAGCAAACACUGCCUGCAGAGGCUCAGCCCAGGACACUAGAAACCGGAGAGGAGCAGCAUCUCUCCAUCAGGUUUGACCCUUCCUACAGAAAGGAUUUGAACACCCGGGUUGCAGAGGAGGUCCUGACUAUCCGGUAUCUGGAACACCCUCAUGAGGACCAGGUCACCCUUCGGGGUGAAGUGCACUUCCCAAACCUCCACUUCCAGACUAUGGAUUUGGAUUUCGGCUGCAUCUUGAACGACACCGAGGUUGUACAUAACAUCAAAAUGACCAACUGCAGCCCGCUUCUCGUCAAGUACCACUGGUCCUUCCUGAUGGACAACUAUGAGAACCAGAUAAGUAGCCUGCUUCCUCAGGACGAUUUCAGGGCCCAUCAGGACCUCCUGAAGCGGAUAGCAGCUAACCUGGGGCUACAGAUUGAGGAGUUUAAGGAAUCAUCCCACAGCUUUGACAUUCAGUCUGCAGCAGCUCCCUCCAAGGUGGCCUCGCCCAUCAGUGAGGCUGUGAUGGGUCCGGUCAAGGUCCUGUGGCAAACUCCUUCUUCUCUGCCCCGCGCCUCAAAGAGAUCAGAGAAGAAAUAUUAUGUGCCACUAUUUGACCAAGUCAUUGAAGCUGAAAUCACGCUAUGCAAUAGCGGGAAGGUUGGAUUUGGGUACAUGGUACUGAACACGAGCCAGGCCUCCGCCGACAACCCUCCGCCAGGAGUGCCACUGAUCCUGCCUGCCACUGGUUACAUUGAAUCCAAAAAAGAACAAGUGCUGAAGGUCUAUUACCUGCCUGGUGUGCCUGAGGUCUUCCAACAGACCUUCCAGAUACAGGUGGCCCACCUGGAGCCAGAGAGCAUCACCUUGAAAGGAGAGGGAACCUUCCCCAGGAUCUGCCUGGAUCUGCCCAGAAACAUCAAAGGAAAUGAAAGGUAUGAGAAUAUCCUCAAGGAGGCAAAACAAAGAAUAGAAGGAGAGACUCAGAGAGAUGAGGCACUUGGCCACCCAGAUGCAAUGGCUGCAGAGCCAUCCAUGGACCAGUCUGGCACCAUGUUUGACACUUGGCUGCAGAUGGAAGUGGAGCGGCUGCUCAUACAAGAACAUGCCCUGGAGCAGCAGAAAGCUAUUAUCUCUGAUCCCACGGAGGACUCCACCCUCAGCCAGCGUGCUCGCCGAAAGCUUGUCAAAGCUCAGCUGCCUGAAUACAUCUUGGACUUUGGCUACAUCAUUCUUGGUAACAUCCGAACUCACAUUGUCAAAAUCACCAACACCAGCCAGUUUCCUGUAUCCUUCCAUGCAGACAGACGGGCCCUGCAUGAUACAGGUUUCAGCGUAGAACUGGACCGCGUGAAGAACCUGCCCUACUGUGAGACAGAAACGUUUGAAGUACGGUUUGAUCCCCGCAGUGCCAACUUGCCCUUGGGAGAUGUGGAAGUGCUCCUGCCCAUCAAGGUUGUGGCUGGCCCGACGUUUCACAUCUGCCUUCGUGCCAAGGUGACCAUGCCUUCGCUCUGCAUCUCCAGCCACAAGCUGGACUUCUCCUCCGUCCAGUGUGGGCAGUGCCAGGUGGAGACCAUCCAGCUCCACAAUCAGCUGCAGGUCGCUUGCGAAUGGUUCGUCACCAGCAAUGAGCGCAUCAAAAAGGUGGAUAAACACUUGCCAGCCAGUCUGCGGCGGAGGCUGCGUCAGGAAUUCAAAUCAAAGCCCCACAUCUUUGAGAUGAUCCCCUCAUCUGGAAUGCUGGCUCCAGGGGAGCGACUCAAUGUGCAGGUCAAGUUUGCGCCAGUGGAAGAGAGGUUCUACAGCAACCAUCUAACGGUGCACAUCUCCCAGAGCAGUGAGCGGCUGCUGUUGCUUGUCUCUGGAUACGGUCUGGAGCCACGGCUGGAGUUCACACCCUCAGUGCUGGAGCUGGGGCCCCUGCUGCCGUAUGGUGUGGGGGAUGAGGCAGAGGUGGUAGUGAAGAACCCAUGCAAGUUCCCCAUUGAGUUCUACUCCUUGGAGUUUGACCAGCAGUAUCUGACUGAGGAGAGGAUUUUGCGGAUGCUGAAGGGCUACGAUUCCCAUAACACCCUGCUGCUGCCCCCUCGCAUCCCAGGUGAGAAGCUGCCUCCGGAGGUGCUGGAGUAUUACAAAGACCAGAAGAGGAUUCCAGAUGAGCAAGCUAAGGCCAAAAUGAUGGAGGCAAUAGGCCAAGAGAACGUGCAAACGCUGGUGGAGGAAACCCAGCAAAACCCUUCUGGGACCACACGCACUGCCUCCACCACUAUCACCAUCUUUCCCUCCAUCUCCGUGUUUGAGGAAAGCCGUUCUCACAAGGUGGAGUCUAAAUUCGAGCAGGAGGAAGAGGAGGAGGAGGAGGAGGAAGGUGCUGAAAAAGGACAGGGGCUAGGUAACCACUCCCACAUUGAUGGCAGCUGCAAAGAGGCUGUUGGAGAACUAGACAACAACCCAAUUUCCAGAGCCAUCGCACGCCACCUUGGCAUCGAUAUCUCUCCAGAAGGUCGUGCAGCCAGAAACCGCAGAGGCAUUGUCAUCAUAAUCCAUGGCGCUCCCCUUACAGGAAAGACAACUGCAGCUGUCACCUUGGCCAAACACUACAGUGCUGCCUGCCUAUCCAUCGACGCUGUGGUGCUGGAAGCCCUCUCCGACAGGAGCAGUUCCGCGGGGCUUCGCGCACGGGAGCUGUGCAUCAGGGCCGCCAUUGAGCAGGCACAGCGGGAGUCAGAGGAAGCUGGUCAGUCUUCCGAGGGCUCUGCAGGGCAGACAGCUCUGAGCACAAGACUGAGCGUUGAGGCUUUGGCCAAGCAUACCACGGAGGGUAGCCAGCCGAGCUCCGAGACCAAAACCGGGCCACAGUCCAUCACCUCCAAGGGCUACAGGGGCAGCACAGGAACAGGCAGGGGGAAGUCAGAAGGCCAUGCCUCGCAGGCACAGAAGCAGCAGCACCAAUCGGAUCAAACCGGAUCACAGGUGAAAGCGAAUUCACAUCACCCUAUUCCCAGUGCUCCUAUCCAGCGACGGCUCAGCGUCAGUGCCAGCAUGGCAGGAGAAUCAGGCCUGAUGAGCUGCAUGCUUCCCGAGGAGCUACUGGUGGAGAUCCUUUCCGAGAGGAUGCAGCUGAGUGACUGCUAUCAGGGCGUGGUGUUUGAUGGACUAGAAACACUCUUUGCCCGCAAUAUGCCUUCUGCUCUCCUUUGCCUGCUCAAAGCAAUCAACAACCGGCGUUACAUUUACAUGGUGAACCUGUUCCAGGAUUAUGCUGCCAUGAAGGCUAGGGAGAAAGCCAAGAAAGAGCAGGAAGAACAGGAACAGAAAGACGCCAUUGCGAGGGAAAAGGCUCGUCUCCAGGAGAUGGAUGAGGAAGAGUACGACGCUCUCACUGAGGAGCAGAAAAUUCAGUUUGAUAAUGAACUGCUCCAAGCUCUACGGGAGCGGAAAAAGAGGGAGCUGGAGAAGUUGGCUCGAGAGCUCGAGGAAAAGAAGCACCAGCAGGAAUUGGAGCGCUUGCGAGAGGAAGAAGAGAUGAGGAAGAAGACCAAGCGGUGGAAGAGAGAGUCUGGAAAAGACAAAGAUGAGGCCUUGGGAAAGAAAAGCCAGCUGGGAGGCAAACAGGUAUGUGGGUCUGCUAAUAAAGGUGGUGCCAGUAUCGCCACUGUCAAUAGGUCAGACCUCAAGCUGAACGAAGGGGUGGAGAGGAAAGUGUCUGUGAGAGAGCGUCCAGAUUCUGUGGCAUGUGACAAGGAGGACAAGAAAAAGCGGAGCAAACUCAUUCUGCCAGACGUCCUGCCACUUGGGCUGAUGCCACCCCCGAUCCCGGAGCAGGAGGAAACGGAAAAGGAGGUGGUAAGUGACAGUGAGAAGAACUUGACACAGAGGUUUAAAGUCUAUGAGGCCGCACAGAGGGAAAUUGUCCAGAUUUUGUCACUCUGGGACCGGGUGCAGGGUGUCCAGCUGCCGCCCCCAGGCCUUGAGGAGACCCAGCAUGAAGCAGAAGAUCAGCGUCAGGCUCCGUCUGGCCGCAAGGGCCGGAAGGAUAGGGAAAGGGAGCGUCAGGAAAGACUGGAGAAGGAGAGAGCCGAGAGAGAGCGGCUGGAAAAGGAGAGAGCUGAGAAGGAGCGCCUGGAAAAGCUAAAGGCACUGGCGGACUCUAAGGUGUCUGGGCUGGAGGGAGAAGGGGCAGAAGGAGCAGACAAAGACCAGGAUGGAAAGAAAGACGUGGGGGUGCCAUGCUUGGACUUCCAUGUACUGAACUCAGAGGACACCAGUGGGAAGAGGAUCUUGGAGAGUGGCAAGCUGCCGGAAGUAGAGCAGAUCCUGGACGGCUUGGGGCUCGGUCCCUCAGGGCCACCCAUCCCUCCGACCACCUUUUUCUCCGUGAUUCCCUACCCAGAGAAGCGGAUAGCUCAUGUGGCAGGAGAAGCCCUCAAGCACUUCACCUUCGUUGUGCCCGAAGAUACAAAUAUGGAUGAGGAAAAGAAGGAUGCAGAGGGCAGUGCAGAUGCUUCUGUCGCUGUCCCUGUGGUGAAGGUACAGGGCUAAGAAGAACAGAUCACCCCAACCAGAGGCAGACUGAAGAAGGACAAAGCAGAGCCCAGCCGUGAGGCUCAGAAGGAUAAGCGCAGCACAGGCCGCAAGAAGGGUCUUCAGGGGCCAGGCCCCGGAGCACUGGCACCACUGUCAGAGCUGGAUCAAAGCAACUUGAUUGGGGACCAAUCCCAAGAAAAGAUCCUCAGGCUGAGCAGCUUCCGUUGGACGGUGCCUGCUAACGGAGAGGUUGUCAUGAAGAUACACUUCUCCUCCACCGUGGCAGGGCAGUUUGAUCAGACCCUGAACUUCGAGAUCCUGGGCACGCGCCGGCAGUACCAGCUUUACUGCAGAGGCACCUGCACUUACCCUACCAUCAGCCAGGACCCCAGGGUGGUAUUUCCCCACCGGAGGAAGAGUGCGAAGCCUGACGACAUCAUCUUCAAACAGUACGUGAUGAGCUCAGGGGUGUUCCACUUCGGCCCCUUGCUCUGUGGAAAGUCGAGAGACAGAUACAAGGCCCUCCGAUACCCCAACAACUCCGAGAAGAUAACCAUCCUCAACGCAUCCCCUUUGGAAGCGGAAGUGUUUUUCUGCUUCCAGCAUGACAUCAAGGCAAAUACAUACCUCUUGGAUCCUCCCACCAUGAUGCUGAAACCCAAUGAGAAGCAGGAGCUGAGCAUAUGGGCGUACCCCACCGCACCUGGCAUAUUUGAUGACAGCAUCGUCUGCUGCAUUAAAGAGAAUCCAGAGCCAGUGGUCUUCAGAAUCUGCUGCCAAGGGGUGCGUCCCGAACUGGAGCUCGACCGCAAGCAGUUGCAUUUUGAGAAGCUGCUGCUGCACAGAAAGGACACCAAGAUGCUUUUCUUGAGAAACACCUCCCCGAUGCCUGUAGCCUGGCGGCUCAGCGGCCUGGAGAACUUGGGGGAUGAUUUCUCUGUCUCACAAGACCAGGGCAUCAUCGGUCCCCGCUCGGAGUACUGCCUGCAGCUGCAUUUUAAGGCUACAAAACCUCUCAACAUUAAGAAGGUCAUCCGACUGGAGGUUUCAGACAUGGAAAACAUCCUGGGGAUUGUUCAGUACGAAAACAUCCAAAUCCUUGCCGAGUCCUAUGACGUUGCUCUGGACAUCAGCUUCCCCAGAGGUACAGAUGGUGGUUUGGAUUUUGGGGUCAUUAGAGUAUUGGAUGAAGCUAGGCAAAUGGUGUCCCUGAAGAACAAAGGAAAAUAUGAGAUUGGAUACAGCUUCACUCUAGAAUGCCCUGAAGCCAACAUGCCACAUUUGAACUCUGUCUUCAACAUCCAGCCCCAGAAGGGGACUUUAGCCGCUGUUGACCGCCCCGCUCAGAUCCAGAUCACCUUUCGCUCCAAGAAGGAAAUGAAAAUUGAAGAUAAGCCUAUCCUGUACUGCCAGGUGAUUGAGCCCAAUGUCUGUGAAGGAGGCGAGACCAUUGCCAGCAUUCCAGUGAAAGUGUCAGUGAAUUCUUUGUUCACCAAGUACAGCAUUUCCCCAGCCUCGCUCGUCAACUUUGGCUCCAUGAUGAACAGCACCCGGAAGACCUGCAGCUUCACUCUGGAGAACAAAGGUGCUCUUGAUUUCAAAUACUUCAUCGGCAAGCUAAUACGAGAUCUGCCCAUCCUACCAAAAAAGGGACCAUCUCACAUCAAGCACUCCCGUUCCCGUGACAGCGAGACCUUAAGCAAAAUCCCUCCUAUUGGCAAACAAAGCAAGCGCACGGAAUCUCUUCAGAAGGACAUCAACCUUGUUGCGCAGGCUCGCUUCACUCUAGGCAUGUUCACAGUGUAUCCUGGAUUUGGAUCCAUCCCUGCAGGAGGCCAACAGAUCAUCACAGUUGAUUGUUUAGCAGAGCCAGUGGGAAAGUGUGAGGAAUACCUGGCCAUUGACAUCACCGACAGGGACCCUGACGAUAAUCCGGGAGGCAUCCCAUACACCUUGAUUGCUGAGUCAUGCCUACCAGCCUUUGUGGUCGAUGACAUCGGGUCCAUUUUUGAGGAACAUCGGAUCUGCAGCAACAUCAACCUUUACCAGAUCCUGCAGGCAGUGGAAGGCGGAGGAGUGUUUGUAUCAGAUGAGAACAAGUUCAUCUUCAGUAACGUCCUGGUUGGGCACCAGGCAACAGCUCGGUUCAAGAUCGCCAAUGUGGGCAGAAUUCCUUGUGACGUAGUCCUCGCGGUCAAGCCUGUCUCCAGCAAGGCUGCUGCCCGCAUUAACGACAUCUUCGAGGUGGAUCCCAUUCGGAUGUGCGUCCCCAGCCGCUCCCAUGCCUUUGCUACCGUGACUUUCACCCCACAGACGAUGCAGAGCUACCAGUGCGUUUUUGAGGCUUUCAUUGAUGGACUGCCAAGCUUGGUUGCCAAAUCACGAAAUUUAACAUUUGAUAUCACCGGGGACGGGAACUUCCCCCGAGUGACCAUCUUGCGCCCUGUCCUCCGCAACAAAAGAGGGAACCCACUGCUCCUCUUCAAGAGGCUCUUGCUAGAGCGAUCGGAGAAACUCCCUUUUGUCCUUAAGAACAGUGGCAUGAUACCCGUCCAGGUGAUGGUUGACCUGUUGGAUGAUUAUGGAGUUUUCUCACUGAAACCCAGGCCUACCACUCACUGCCUCUAUGUGGCUCAGAGUGAGGGGGAUGAAUCGGGCAGAGAAGGAAGGAAACCCCACACAGCUUCCCUAAUCCUGCAGAAUGGUGAGUCGGCAGAGUUUGAUGUGCUUUUCAAACCCAGCCUGGCCCAGCGGGUGGAAGGGAAAAUCCAUCUGUCAGUGGUGGACAAUCAGUAUGAGGAAACCUGCAUUCAGAUGGUGGGAGAGGGCUACCAAGACGAUAUCACGCUGGAUAACAUCCAUGGGCUGGUAGCAGAGAGCAACGAGGAGAAUGCAGAGGGGCAGCUGGAGGAGGACAGAGUGGAGGCUGCCAGAGAAGAUCACAUCCAGUUUGGGGACUGUCACAUCGGGAGGCCCUACCAGGUGACCUUCACGAUAACCAAUCGCAGCAAAGCAGACGUGAUGAGGUUUGAAUGGCCGGCUGCGGCUUCGCUUGUCUUCUCUCCCCAGGUUGGCCACCUCCAUGCUGAAUGUGCUAAGGAUAUCACAGUGACUUUGAAAUCUAAUGUUCCUGUCACCUUCAAAAUGCACACGGUUAAGUGUAAGGUGUCCAGAAUCACCUUCCAGCAUCCUGCGGACCAGGUCCCUGACUGGGAUGACCGCCUGCAUACUGUCAAGUGGGUGGAUGCUCUGAGGAGCCUGACGACCACGCGCCCAACAAAGAGGAAGGUGAUAGAGACAGACCCCGAACCCGCCCACACUGUUCUGGAAGACAACAACCGAGAGCUAGAACUUCGAAUCAGUGCCAUUGUUGAUUACACCCAGUUCAAGCUAGAAGCUAACUUGGUGCAGUUCAAGGAGACCUUGCUCUUCCAGACCAGGGUGUUCAAGUUCCAGCUGUCCAAUAAGGGGAAUGUGGCGCUGGAGUACUCAUGGAAGGUGGUCAUGGAGGACAGCAGAAGGGCAGUCAACUUUACUGAAGAACCGUUGCCAUACUGUCCUGAAGGAGAGUUCCCAUCUGCCACAUCUGCUGCCUCCACCAAAAUACCAUGCAGUCGACCCGCUAGCCAGCUAGGCAGUGUUCUGGAGAGUGUCUCAUCCUUCCUGUGUGCUCUUGCUGCUCUCCCUCCAUUCUCCAUGGAACCCAGCAGUGGCCUCAUCCCAGCCGGGAAGAAGCAGCAGUUCCUGUUGAAAUUCUCCCCACUGGAAGUGGGAGAAUUUGAGGGCCGCCUACUCUGCAGUAUCCCCAACCUGAAGCCCAAUCACCAAGGCCCCGUAGUGGCUGUGAAGGGGAGAAGCCUCCUGCCAUACUGCCAUUUCGAGCUGGAGGACUCUGACUACCUCACCGCAAACAGGCGCAACCCAGAGCUGCGAGGGCCCUGGGGGGCUGCGCUGGAUCCCAACACCAGGGUGAUUGAGUUUGCAUCCGUCGGAGUGCACGCUCGGAACAGCAGGACCUUCAUGCUUGUGAACCCCACCAAUUCCACCUACUCCUUCCAGUGGGCUUGUGAACAGCCAGAAGACUUGCGAGAACAGUCAGUCUUCAGCUGUCUGACAGAAAUGGGCCAGAUCCGGCCUGAGAAGAAGGCCAAGGUCACGUUUGAAUUCAUCCCGCAGCACCUGGGUACCACAGAAUCGUUUUGGACCUUUACAAUCCCUGAACAGAACAUCUCAGUCCCAUUCCUGUUGGUGGGCAACACCACCGACCCCUCAGUAUCGCUGGACAGAUCCCACCUGAACUAUUUCUCUCUGUUAGUCGGACAUGAGGCCCACAAGACGGUUCACAUGAUUAACAACGAGAAUGAGACCUUCAGCUUUGCUUUCAGAGACUCCUCGCGCUAUUCAGAGGGACACAUUAACUACCUAACAGUGCAGCCCAUGGAGGGCUGCAUUCCACCUCUUUCCAGGCUUCCUGUUACCAUCCUCUUCACACCAACGUUGGAGGGGGAGGUGAACUUUAACCUCAUCUGUGAUGUCAAGAGAAAGACCCAGCCGCUCUCCUUAAACGUCAAAGCCAUUGGCUACAGCAUGAACGUGUGCGUCAGGUGCGAAGAAAACGACGGCUUGUUCACCGAGCUGAGUCUGCAGGAGAGCAGCAGCAUCAACUUUGAGGAGGUGGAAAUAAACGACUCUGCUUACCGCAACUUCUGUGUCCUGAACACUGGCAAGUUCAAUUUCAGCUUCUCGUGGGAGUUUUCCGGCCCCAAAGCACUGCAGCACUACCUCUCCAUCACCCCCGAGAACGGCACUGUGGAGGCAGGAGAGCGAGUACAGGCCCAGCUGACCUUCCACCCACUGAAGACAUGCAUCUUAAAGGACAUGGAGCUUAAGCUAAAGAUCAGCAACGGGCCCACGUUUAGCUGCAUGCUCCUGGCUUCUGUGGUGAUGCCCACCAUCCACUUCUCCUUUACCAAGCUUGACUUCGGAACCUGCUUCAUCUACUACGCCGGGAUGCCCCCUGCCAGACACAUCCUUACCAUCACAAACAAGGAGGCCAAGGAGAUUAGCUUAGACUGCUUGUACACCAACACUGCCCACUUUGAGGUGAGCUUCCAGGCUGAAGUGCUGAGUCCAGGAGGGAAGAUGGAGGUGCCAAUCACUUUCUAUCCCCGAGAGGCCGUUUCCUACCACGAUAUCAUCCCCUUUGAAAUCAAUGGGCUUUCCCAACAGACCAUUGAGGUCCUGGGGAAGGGCACGGAGAUGAAGAUUGACAUCUUGGAACCGCCCAGCAAAGUGGUGAGAUUGGGCGCGCUGUCUGUUGGACAAACUAUGAAGAAGACUGUCACAAUAGUGAACAAUAGUGUUGCCCUUCUCACUUUUAACCUAACUUUCAUGUUCACUGUUCCCGAGCUCCUGGAAUCUAAGGUUCUCAGCUUGUCUCCAUCCAGCGACAUAACUCUGAAGCCCAAAGGGGGCACCUGCAGCGUAGAGGUGACUUUCUCCCCAAAGUGCCGCAUCCCGCUGUUCGCAGAGGAGGUGAUGCUCGAGUGCAUGGGGCUGCUGCGCUCCUUCUUCGUGGUGCGGGGCUGCUGCCAGGGCAUUGAAGUGAGCUUGGACCAGGAUCAUAUCCCCUUUGGAGCAGUGGUGCAGCGGAGCCAGGCUUCCCGGCGCGUCCUCAUGCAGAACACAGGAGACAUAGGAGUCAGAUUUAAAUGGGACAUCAAGAGCUUUGAGCCAGAUUUCUCCAUCAGCCCGGUGGAGGGCUACAUCUCCCCAGGAAUGGAAGUCCCCUUCGAAGUGACCUUUCAUCCCUGUGAGCUGAACCCGGAUAUCCACUAUGACAACCUGCAGUGCUGCAUCCAGGGCAGCGAAGCGCUCAAGCUCACUCUGGCUGGCUGCUGCGUGGUGGUGCCUAUGACAAAAGAGGUGAUGAAUUUCACGUGUCAGGUGCGUGGAAAACACACCCAGACUAUCAUGCUGUCCAACCGGAGCAACCAGUCAUGGAACCUGCAGCCCAUCAUUGAGGGGGAACAAUGGAAAGGGCCUGAAUUCAUCAGGGUAGAGGCCCAUCAGCAAAACAAGCCCUACGAGAUCACUUACAGACCCCUCACCAUGAACGUGGAGAACAAGAAGCAUCAGGGCUCCAUCUUCUUUCCGCUCCCCGAUGGGACAGGUUUGCUGUACCUCCUGCAGGGGACUGCAGAGCCCCCUAAGUCUUCAGGGACCAUUGUCCGAGAGGUGCCAUGCAAAACUACCUACACUGAAUUGCUCCCCAUCGCGAACUGGCUGAACAAGCCACAAAGAUUCCAUGUGAUAGUGGAUGUGAUCAAACCAGAAAAGCUGGACAUCACCACCAUGCUGAAGGGGCUGGACUACACGGAAGUGCCUGCCUCCUCCAAGAAGGACUAUAAGCUCACCUUCUUCUCCUACAAGGAAGGGCUAUUCAGUGCCAAGGUGACCUUUCGCAAUGAGGCGACACAGGAGUACGUGUUCUACCUGGUCACGUUCAAGGCCAUCCCUUCUGGUCCGGUCAGCACCAUCGAGAUGGUUACCCCUGUUCGGCAGAGCACGUCCUCCUCCGUCAAGGUGGAGAACCCCCUCGUCUUCCCGGUGACGUUCACUACAGACUGCAAAGUGCCCGAUGUCAACCUCCCGCCGCAGUUCAUUGUGCCCGCCCAGUCCGAGGGCAGUGCUGUCACUGUGCUAACUCCAAGUGCAAUCCCACGAGGCUUCUGCCUGCCCUUCUAA